AUGUUCGAGUCAAUCCCCCACCUCCAGGUAGAGUACCUGUCAGAAGCCCCUAUCUUUGACCCAAUGGACAACAAGCCUACACUCCUCACGGAACUCACAAAGCGCCGGAAAGCCAUGCCAUCUGCGGAUGUGCGAGGCAUUGACGACCUUAAUCUUCUCUCUGAGGGCUUCUUGAAAACUUCAAAUCACUUACACACAUGUUUAGUUUUUCGUUAUUUUGCCUCGGGUUCUUGUGACGAACAGCGUGCCACUAUUCGCAUCCGUGCAAAGGAGCGUCAGCCUACCACCCCUACAAGGACUCGUUUAGCAGUUCCUUUCUAUCACCGGAUGUCCCGAACGACACAGCGAUAA
Messenger RNA from Penicillium robsamsonii, 351 nucleotides. RefSeq lists its product as uncharacterized. The coding region runs from base 1 to 351 and encodes 116 amino acids. The transcript is spliced from 3 exons. The record is from RefSeq and is a predicted model, not a curated record. Lineage: Eukaryota; Fungi; Ascomycota; Eurotiomycetes; Eurotiales; Aspergillaceae.